This is a messenger RNA of Rhopalosiphum maidis (corn leaf aphid), 1517 nucleotides long. RefSeq names its product nuclear transcription factor Y subunit alpha (gene Nf-YA). Gene Ontology annotation, molecular function: DNA-binding transcription factor activity, RNA polymerase II-specific; RNA polymerase II cis-regulatory region sequence-specific DNA binding. Gene Ontology annotation, biological process: regulation of transcription by RNA polymerase II. The record is from RefSeq and is a predicted model, not a curated record. NCBI's taxonomy places the organism in Eukaryota, Metazoa, Arthropoda, Insecta, Hemiptera, Aphididae. Gene Ontology annotation, cellular component: CCAAT-binding factor complex.
UCGCCUCGAAAUUCGCACUAAACUUUUUAUGCUAGUUGUAAUGCACGCGCAAACCCGCUAAAGGGCUUUCGGAUUCUUCAUUUUAUGCUCUGACCUCGGCGGGGAGUCCUGAUCUCGAGUGCUAUGACGACAUUGUUCGUAGCGGCCAUCGCUCGUACCGUCGAGUUCAUAAUGGGAAAUCCUUUGCAUCCGAAGCCUUCGGAUUGUCCGACUCCCGGUUGCAUCGCGAUCUCACCUUUUCUCCUAAAACCACCACCUUAACAUAUCAGAAUUUUUUUUACGUAUUAACUUUCCGUGUCCGGUCAACAUUGCACAUUGUAUACUAAUAAUUAUGGGUCUGAUAACGAAUGUACCGUUUUUAGUGGAAGUAGUAGAACCCAUCGAUCAUGGACCAACAGAUCGGCUCAGACGGGAAUAGUGGACACAUGACCGUCGUUCAAGCGAUUCCGACGUCCAACAAUCAGGUGCAAGUUGUCCAAGCCGGCCAGGUGAUACAGAGCGCUAACGGUCAGCAGAUCGUCGUUCACGCUGUACCCCAGAAUGCUGGACAGUCAGUGCACUUGGGUUCACCGGGCAAUCAGCAGUUGCAGCUACUUCAACUGCCUGUACAACAGGCGCAAGCUCAGUUGAUUCAGACACCUGACGGACAAACAUUUAUUUACCAGCCUGUACAAGUUGAUAAUGGGCAAUCGAUUGCUACAACAACCCAACCAACAUUAAUAAGCAUAAAUGGAAAUAUCAUGCAGUUAUCCAGUCCACCAUCUGGUGGUUCACCAACUGUUACUCAAGCAGCUACUACUGUUGCACAAGCAGUUCCCCAGAACCAACAAAACAUUGUUAUGAUGGUACCAAAUGGGACUGCUUCCAGUAAUAAUCAAUUUCAACGGGUACCUACAACAGCAGAAUUUCUUGAAGAAGAACCUUUGUAUGUAAAUGCAAAACAGUAUAAAAGAAUACUGAAAAGAAGGCAAGCAAGAGCAAAAUUAGAGGCAGAAGGAAAGAUUCCAAAAACACGACAAAAAUAUUUGUAUGAAUCACGCCACAAACAUGCCAUGAAUCGUAUACGAGGAGAAGGUGGCCGUUUCCAUUCAGGGUCACUGAAGAGAAUGAGUAUGUCAAGUAGUAAAAACAUACAAAAUGAUGACUGUAACAUUCGAAUGGACAAUCAUAGUUAUCAUGUAACUAUUAAACGCCAAAUUGACGAUGAACAAAAUUUGCAAACACAUAAUGGAUUAGUUUAUAGCAUAAGUGGCUAAUAAAAAAGACUAUUUCCUCAUUUAAACCAAGAGGAAUGUGUUAACUGUUAAAUUAAAAAAAAAAGUGUUUUAAUUAAUUUAAUAACUUGUACAUUUUUAAGACUUUAAAUUUGAUUUUAUUAUUUACUUUUCUUUUUAAUAUACUUAGUUGAAUACUAUAGUCACUUUAGUUAAGUAUAUGAGAUUAUUAUUAUUAUUAUUUUUUUGUAAUUAAAUAAUUAAGUUUCCAACCCUUAUUAAGUUAAGUAGAUUUCUUUUCAA